Messenger RNA from Prunus armeniaca (apricot), 795 nucleotides. NCBI's taxonomy places the organism in Eukaryota, Viridiplantae, Streptophyta, Magnoliopsida, Rosales, Rosaceae. The record is from the annotation of a GenBank genome assembly.
AUGCCAGAGGGCAAGGGUCAGGUCAAAUACGCUGUCGUUGCCGUAGACUACUUCACCAAAUGGGUAGAAGCCAAGGCCCUGGCAACAAUAACGGCAGCCAGGGUCGAGGAUUUCGUCUGGACGAAUAUUUGCUGCCGAUUUGGCAUCCCCUACGCCAUCGUCACGGAUAACGGCAGGCAGUUUGAUUCGGAAGUCUUCAGGCAAUUCUGCAAACGACUCAAGAUCAACCUGUUCUUCGCUUCGCCAGCGCACCCCCAAUCGAACAGACAGGUCGAAGCCAUGAACAAAAUUGUCAAGAAGCUGUUGAAACGGCAGCUUGACAAAGCCAAAGGGGCAUGGCCAGAAAAGCUUCCGGAGGCGCUAUGGGCCAUACGGACAUCUUACCGAACGGCAACUGGGGAAACACCGUUCUCCAUGGCUUUCGGUUCAGAGGCCGUAGUCCCAGUAGAGAUCGGAGAGCCCUCCUACCGAACGGAAACCUUCGCACCGAAGGCAAACGAGGAAGCGCUGGCUCUGAGCCUCGACUUACUCGAAGAGCGCCGAGCACAAGCCAACCUUCGGAACGAAGCUUACAAACAACGCGUCUCUCGGUACUAUGACUCCAGGGUCAGAUCCCGUCUUUCCGAAUCGGUGAUUGGGUCAUGCGGAAGGUCUCCUUGGCAACCAAGAAUCCCACGGAAGGAACCCUCGGACCUUCCUGGGAGGGACCCUACGAGAUCAUCGGUAUCCAGCGAUCGGGGACUUACCGACUCAGAGACUCCAAUGGAAAGACCCUCGGUCACCCUUGGAACGUAG